Electrophorus electricus (electric eel) is the source of this 2901-nucleotide messenger RNA. RefSeq names its product SLAIN motif-containing protein-like. Gene Ontology annotation, biological process: microtubule nucleation; positive regulation of microtubule polymerization; cytoplasmic microtubule organization. NCBI's taxonomy places the organism in Eukaryota, Metazoa, Chordata, Actinopteri, Gymnotiformes, Gymnotidae. Gene Ontology annotation, cellular component: microtubule plus-end. The record is from RefSeq and is a predicted model, not a curated record.
CUCGAUAAACUGGCUAAUUAGGAAGAAAGCUAGCCUGCUAGCUAACUAGACAACCAGCAAAGGUUGCUAGUUUAUAGGAUUGUGGCGGGAGAUUAUCAGUUAGCAACUAUAUUUAUGUUUAAAUGUUGGCACUAGGUAGUCGUUGAUUGAAGAAUUCCAAGCAGUUGGCGAGAGUGGAAGAAUGGUGAUUCCAGACAGUGGAAGUGUGGUUCAGCAGGCUGACAAUGGUGGCACCAGCAGCCUUAUGGCAAGCACACAGUCAGAGUUUGGGGUCCACCAGGACAUGGCAAGCAUGGAGCUGGAGGAAGUGCGCAAGUUGCAGGAGCUUGUACGGCGCCUGGAGGUCCAGAAUCAGACCCUGCGCAACAGAACGGGCAAGCUUCAACUCAGGGCUCCUGACAGCAGCCUCCCGGCGGGUGGUGAUGGUGGUGAACGGACGCUGUGCGAAGGGGUCACUGCAGACUCUUCAGCCAAUGCAGAGGACACCGGCAGCCUCACUGGUAGAGAAUUUGAGCGGUCCCCCCAAUUGGACAGUAGCAGUAGUGAAGACAUGUCUCCUGUCCAUGAAGACACAAGGCUGGAGGAGGGGGAGGGAGCACUGUCUCAGUGUGCUGGAUUCUUGAGUCUUGCAUGUGGGCCAGGGCAAAUGCAGGGACAGCCUCUGGCUAGCCCAUCUGAAAACUAUGAUUCAGAGACACUUGGCGUAAGUGAUGCAGGCAUGGACAAGUCUGCUCUGGAUGAGGUAGAUGUGCUCGACUUGGAGGACUGUGCUGAGACUGAAGAUGAAGACAGCUGGCUGUACGUGUCUCCUAAGAAGCAGCUGCUGACGAAGCAGGGCCCGGAGUCUCCGCUGAAGUGGUGCAGGAAGGUGCUGGAUCACCCGAGCCCUGAGACCGAGGUGGCCUGCAGGACGCUCAUCAGCCGCUUGGACCAAACCUCGCGAUGGAGGAACAUGUACUGCAGCCCAUCUCAAAGCCCUGCAGGCUCAGUCGAGGCUGGCUCCUCAGGCACUGCUCUGCUCUCUCCUGGGUACCACAAAUCAACUAACAAAACCCUACUAACCUGUGGCAGCUCAGGCUACACCGGCAUGCGCUCUGCCCUGAGCUCCCAAUCGUCCAUUGACAGUGAGCUAAGCACAUCCGAUGACUCUAUCUCCAUGGGCUACAAGCUGCAGGAUCUAACCGAUGUACAGAUCAUGGCUCGUCUUCAGGAAGAGAGUCUGCGGCAGGACUAUGCCUCCAGCUCGGCAUCAGCAUCACGCCGAAGCUCCACGGCCUCACUGCAGUCCCUGAGGUGGGGCGCCCACAGCGACCAGGAGCUGGACUCCCGCAGCUUGGAGGACGAGGAGGAUGGCUGCUCAUCCCUGCCUCGUCGCCUCCACCGGCACGCCGCCUUUCCCCGCUGCCCAUCUCCUGGUGCGCUGCCAGAGCCCAGCCGCCCAGGGGCCCCCCGCGCCCGCGCCCCCACCCGCUCUCUGCCUGUUCCUGGUCCAGAGCUCCUCAAGUUCGCCAGGAGUGAGGUGGAGCUAAGGCACAGUAUGCCUAACCUGGCCCCACGCACCAGCCUGCGCUCCCUAGAGGCAGUGAGAAACAGCCGCAGCAUGGAGGCUAACCUGCAGAGCUCAGGCAGUCGCAUAUCCCGCUUGACCCAGUCCCCCACAGGUGUGUCUUCAGCCCGACUGAAAGGGAGUGGCCAGUCGCCUCUCUCGCUUCGUGCUCCUAUGAAAGCCCUGAGCCCUGUGGGCUCCAUGGCUGUAGCGCGACAGCCUGGGAGAUGCCCCAGCGGUCCUCAGGGAGGGAAUUUGACAGGGUCGCGGCGGGUGCCGUCACCUGGGCCCACUAAUGGAGGGGUGUACUCAGCCUGCAGGACCACUACUGGAGGACCCAGACAAAGCCUGCGAGCAGGUGUGAUGUCUGCCACACCCACAUCCAGAGGCAGGCUGGGCCAGGCACCUAGGAGUAGGUCUCUGGGAAUGCCGAAAACUUGCAGUCCUGUGACAGAUGAUUCCUGGAAGGAUGGUUGUUAUUGAGGCUUCUGCUGUGCUCACUCGCACGCUCCUAGGAAAUGCUGCCAAGGCGCUUCUGCCUUUACAAACAACAUGGCAGAGACACUGGACACUUGAAGCCCAGAAACGCAGACACACUAAAACACUCAGCCCAGAAAGUUUGACCCCAGCAUGAAUCCUCUCAUUUCACUGCCACAAUUGCCUGAGGAAAGCUGUAAAAUUUUUUAUUUUAUUUUUGGUUUUAAGAAUUUGUGUCCUUUAUUUUUAUGAUAACUGGAGAAGCUACUGGAACAAUUGAUGUAGAAUAUGUUGUCUUGUAAAAAUACAUCAAGCUUCUGAUUUGUUGUUUUAACUGCUAAGUCUAGAACUGAAGUCCUAGAUCCUUUAUUGUGGAAAAAAUACUAUGAAUGCUUUCCAUAUGGACUUUUUCAGACUUUGGGAAAGUUUGUAAUUCAAAAUUUGCUGAGUGAAGUGUUGCACUUAGCCAAGAAGGAUAACUGGAUUGCAUUUACAAGGCACAACAAUGCAAUAUAUAUGAAAUUUCCCAAAGCGGGGGUUGUCAAAGGGGGAUUGUCAGACAGAGAGAUGGAGGGGGGAAAAAAUUGUAAUAAAACUGAAGUCACGUCUGUGCCAAGGUACUACUGCAACACUGUUCUUCACAUACAGAUGUCUUUGAAUUCAUGGUUGUUGUUUUUUUUGUUGUGGGUUUUUUUUUGUUUUUUUUUCCUCUCUUUUCACUAUUUGUUGAUGGGUAAAUUUAAGUAAUGAAUUUUGAAUGCUUGCAACAUGAGGGAACAACUAAAUAUGCAAAGUACACAACUUGAUACAGUUCCUGGUUUUCCAAGGAAGUGUAGCAAACUUUCAAUAAACUUAACACAAGUGUAGCAUAAAACCAA